Dufourea novaeangliae is the source of this 5529-nucleotide messenger RNA. RefSeq lists its product as uncharacterized. Gene Ontology annotation, cellular component: nucleus. The coding region runs from base 1 to 5529 and encodes 1842 amino acids. The transcript is spliced from 18 exons. The record is from RefSeq and is a predicted model, not a curated record. NCBI's taxonomy places the organism in Eukaryota, Metazoa, Arthropoda, Insecta, Hymenoptera, Halictidae. Gene Ontology annotation, biological process: regulation of transcription by RNA polymerase II. Gene Ontology annotation, molecular function: zinc ion binding; RNA polymerase II cis-regulatory region sequence-specific DNA binding; DNA-binding transcription factor activity, RNA polymerase II-specific.
AUGAGUCACUUAUACGGUAAAUCACGCGUAUGCUCUGUCGAGCAUGAUGCCUCGAGGACAUAUCUGCUCUACCUGUUGCUCAAUUCCCCGUCGACGACAGCAAGGAUCGUGCAAAGAAUUCGGAAGGUGAAUGAUCGAGUUAGAUCGCCUGGAACAUCACGAUGUCUAACAACCACAAUGUCGAUGUCGGUUUCACCUUCGAGCCCUGAGGAACCUGUUACGCUGGUGGAACUGACCAGCGUACCGGGUGGCCAGAAUGCGAUGGCUCAUCUCAAAAAACGGAAGCUGGAAGCGGAAUCCGUCAGCCCGAAUCCUAAGCAACCACAGCCGCAACAACAGCCACAACUUCCGCAGUUUCAACCACCAUUGAACAAGAAAGGUGCACAAGUGACCAUUCCUCAAGAAAUGGAGACAGCUGAUGCUGCCGCGAAACGAAGAAGGAAAAGUGUACGCGACGACGAGACGCGAAAGCCACUCGACGCGAACGAGCUGAGCAAGACGAUACCGUUGCCGCAAAAGAAACGUGCAUUCAACGCUGGAAACUGUGGCAGCCCCGCGAGGAAAUCAAGCAAACACUCUGAGGAGCCCGAGGACGACGAGACUCUGAUCAGAGAGACUGAGGCAGCUUUGAAAAGCUUAUCCGGAAGUUGGCCCGGUCCAAGAGGCUGCUUGUAUCAGAGAGGUAACUCGGACGAAGAUAAAUAUGAAUCAAACUUCGAAAAUCUGUUCGAAGAGAAGAAAGACAACCCGAAACUGUCACCCUCCUCGAUGUCGAAUUCCUCGACGACCAGCAACGAAGCCGGUUGCUCCCUGAAAGAUGUGAUAACGUUCCGCGGUCAACAAGACCGAAACGGCAAGUCUCAGCAACAAUUGAAGCUACAAGAUCCAACGAAACAGCUGCAACACGCGACGAAAGUUAAGAAAGAGCUGGACAGUUUUAUGAAAACGGACAACGAUAGUGUGAACGUUCAAAGCCACGUUAACAACGUGAUUCCCAGCGAACAAGGUAAAAUCAGACCGGUGCCCAUGAGAUCGUUGUCGAACAAAGAACGCAAUGACAGAAACAUGGUCGGUGGUCACGUGGAGACUCAAGGUCGGCAAACAGACAAGUACUCGAGAUACGAUCCGCCAGAUUUCAACGAACUGGUAGACGACUCGUCGAACGAACUUGAAAUCGACAUGUCCGAUCCAACCACCGAUAAAGAAGAUGCUGAUAGAGACAAAAUGAAUGACAGAGAUAGGGACCGAACAUGCAGGAACGGUCAAUCGCCACAGAGCAGCGGUAGGCAACAACAGCAACAUCAACUCUACUCGAAUUAUCAUAGACAAUAUAGUGAAAACAACAUGAAGGUUCUGCAAAUCGCUACCACCACCUCAUCCUCUUCGCCACCGACGAAUUCUCCGUUCUCUGCAACGUCGGCAUUCAGACCGCCCAACGCGGACCACUCGAAGGCAACUGGCCGCGGUACACCGUCAGUGGCCGUGCCUUCCGCAGCAAUUCCACCGAUUGGCCCGUACCCAGCCGCGGCUACCUUUGUCGGUUACCCAACCCCUGGCCCUGGACCCACGAUGCCGACACCGCAACCUGUUACCGGUAUAUCGCCCACGUCGGAAGAGAAACAUCCAUCUACUGUCUCGUUACUUCAGCUGAAAUCAUCGAAGGAGGAUGCCCAUCAUGUGACCAGGCACGAGGUGACACCGAACACAGUGCCUGGAACGAAAAGUCCCACCGGUGCGAUACCCGCAGUGACCAGUCCCGAUUCCUCGAAACAGUAUACGAUUUUACAACCAGCCGGAGUUGGAUCCAGGGCGGCCAGUGCGAUUCAGGACAUAGCAAGAGAGGGAGUCGUCAGUGUCACCGCUGUAACCAGUUGCACCACCACGAACGGUAGUCCGACGAACGGAAGCAACGGGAACGGUAACGGUGGCAGCUGUAAUAAUAACGUCGCUAGCAAAAAUACGAAUAGCAAUAACAGUGUUAAUGCGAGCAGUAACGCGAAUCCAACCGGUGGUAAUGCGACAGUUAGCAAUGUGACCAGUAUCAGUAUCACCGCUGUCUCGACCAGCACGACCACGUCCAGUCCUACGACCGGUGCCGAUGUAUCGUCCGGGAGUGGAUCGGUUCAACAAGAGAAUGUCAUGAAAAUGCCAGACAGGCCUGGCACCUUUGACGUGAGCAGGCCGGGAAUGUCCAUGUCUCCGUCCAGUCUAAGCCGAGAGGGCAACAAGUGCCCGACCCCAGGCUGCACGGGGCAGGGUCACGUGACCGGGCUCUACUCUCACCACCGCAGUCUUUCCGGUUGUCCACGGAAGGAUAAACUGACGCCAGAAAUUCUGGCGAUGCAUGAGACUAUUUUGAAAUGCCCGACGCCUGGUUGCAACGGCCGUGGCCAUGUCAGCUCGAACCGGAACACGCACAGGAGCCUGUCCGGAUGUCCCAUUGCCGCGGCCAAUAAGCAGGCCGCACGCGAAGCACGACACAAGGCUCAAGUGUCCGGAAUUCCACCAGAGUACAUCAGUACGAACCUGUUGCCGCCGUCAAUGGAUAGCAAGAGCUACUCCCAGUACGGUUCCACGGCGCAAGACACGAAGCCGGUGCUAAACAGCCUGACCUACGACUACUACACGACAACGAAAGGCACCGGGAUCAACGUAAAACCACCUAAAACACCCGAGGAGAGCCCGUCGUCCCGUACCGCUAAAGUGGUCCCUAAAACUGAAAACAUGACACCGAGCGGCAGUUGCUGCAACACAUUGCCGGCCAGAGGUCAGACCACGUCCGAUUUGUUGGUACCGAAAACGGAAGACACUGCCUCCUGUCGCGUGAACUCACCGCCGCCACCGCCACCGCCUACUGUACGGCCGACCUAUGACUCGUACAUGAAUCAAGACUCGAACUCCUCGUCGAUGUCCUCGAUGGACGCGAUGGGAUCCAGGGGAUCCAUCGGGGCGACGAUACAUCAUCCGAGUCAGCACCCGACGCACCAUGUACUGCCCAUGCAACCCACCGUUGCGUACCCGAUGCCGAUGGUCGAGGACACGAGAAUGAGUCAUCAGAUGUCCCAAAGAUCUCCCUACGAACCAUCCGCAAUGAUGGCCGCAGCUGCUGCCGCGGCCGCGGCGGCUACCACCAGCGAAGACCUGUACCAUCACAGGUCAGCGGAACACGCGAGGGCCUACAUGCACCCCGGCGCGAGUAAUAUCGCCAGACCAGUUGUGUCCUACUCAAACGAGAUCGCAACUGCAAGAGGCUACGAGAACGCGGUAGCCAGCGCCGCUAACCAUCGACCGUACGAUCCCGGUACUACUUCUGCUUACGAGAGAUACGAUACGCAAGGCUGUCCAUCGAUUCCGUCGCAGCAACAACAGCAACAACAACAGCAACAACAGCAACAGCAGCAACAACAACAACAGCAGCUGCAUUCAAGGACGAACAUGUACUAUCUCGGCCAGACGGGAAUGACGCCGGAGGAACAGGAACGAGUUUAUCAUCAGGAAGCUGCAGCAGCGGCUCAGCAACAUCAGAUGGCAAUGGCUGCCGCGACGGCUGCUGGGAUGAUGAAGACCGAGGAUGUUAAAUGUGUCACAGUAGCGCAAGUCCAGCAGAUGCAGAAGCCUGGAGGUCCCCCAACUUCGCCAGGAGGCUCGGUGAUGGACCUGUCAACUUCCAGCGUCACAUCCACAAGUCCACAGGCGCCACCAUACGGCUCGAAUAGUCUAAGCCCGCAAUACGGCGGUGGUCAAACUGUAGGUGGCAGUCCUCAGGCGGCAGCGAGUCCUCAUUUGACGGCGAGUCCGCAAGUCCCGAGUCCGCAGGGUCAGACCCUUGAUCUCAGUGUGAACAGGCUUCACAGUGGAGCACCUAGCCCUCAGUAUCCAACCGGCCACGGUGAAGCCGUGGCGGUGCCGGUUGGACCGGGAUUCCCAGCGCCCAGACCAAUCGAGGAGCAAACCGAGCCCGUGGACUUCUCAACAGCGAACGAGCCGGUCAAUUUCAGCGGGGGGGCUGGGAUCAGGCCUGUACCAGGGUUCCCGCCACCCGGUGUGCACGUCACAGCGUACAGUCGUGAAAGCACCCCCGACAGCGGUGGUUCCCACUACAUGGACGCCUACCGUGAUCCCACUGGGUAUGGCCCAAUGAGCCCGCAUCCAGGUUACGGUAUGACUGGCGUCCAGCCGGAAUACCCUGGAAACACUUACACCCCCUACCCCACCGCUGGCUACAAUUGCGGUGGAACGUAUCCCGGAGGCCCUGUGACUUCCGGUUACCAAAUCCCAGCGGGAUACACGCCGACACCUUGUUACAGUAUGCCGCCUCCGCAGCACACGGUCGGUCCUCUUGACAAACCCACGGGUAAAGACGAUAGUAUGAAUAUCAGGCGGCACUCGUUGAAUUACGCGCCUCGGCCCGCCCCUCGUGGUCGCGAUGGCAAGGAGCUGAUACAAUGCCCCACGUCGUCCUGUGAUGGCAUGGGUCAUGUCUCGGGAAACUACGCUACCCACAGAAGUCUCUCCGGUUGUCCGCGGGCCGAUCGUUCCCAGAUCCAAGCGCAUUCGCAGGAACUGAAAUGUCCAACGCCGGGUUGCGAUGGGUCUGGUCACGUGACCGGAAACUACUCGUCUCAUAGAAGUUUAUCCGGUUGUCCACGGGCCAACAAACCGAAGAGCAAGCCACGAGACGGCCAGGACUCUGAGCCACUAAGAUGUCCAAUCCCUGGUUGCGACGGGUCUGGCCAUGCUACUGGCAAAUUCUUGUCGCAUCGCAGCGCUUCCGGCUGCCCGAUCGCGAACAGGAAUAAGAUGCGAGUAUUGGAGUCCGGUGGUACGGUGGAGCAGCAUAAAGCAGCUGUCGCAGCGGCGACCGCGAUGAAGUUCGAGGGUGUCAAUUGUCCGACGCCAGGCUGCGACGGGAUCGGCCAUAUAAACGGUUCAUUCUCGACACACAGAUCCCUAUCCGGCUGUCCCAUAGCUGGUCACGCGGUGAAGAAGCCCAAGUUCGAAGACAUGUCGAGCAUGUACAGCAAAGGAAUCGCCGGAGUGGACACCAGUGGUCCGGCUCAUGGGGGUGCGGUGGGUACGGGUCAGGGUAACACGAGUGGUGGCGGUACCGCUGGUGGUCAGGGCGAGGAUCUCUACACACUGGAGGCCGAGAUUACGGAGCUCCAGAGAGAGAACGCUCGCGUCGAGUCGCAGGUUCUGCGCCUGCGCUCCGAUAUCACCGCCAUGGAGAAUCAGCUGAAGCAAGGUGAAAAGGAAACAACGUCGAUUUCCCAGCGGAACAACAACCUGACCGAGUACUAUCAGUCGUUGCGGGACAACAUGAUCACGUUGUUGGAGCACGUGCGAAUACCGAACGCCCCGGGCGGACCGCAGGAGAAGAUGGGCCACGAGAACUUCGACAGUUACCUGACGAAGCUGCAAACACUGUGCACCGCGGAUGGUUAUUGCACGGACGAGUCGAACAGGCCGAUAUACGAGACGGUAAAAACCGCGCUCCAGGACUUCACGGUGCUACCGACACCCAUCUGA